GUGAGAAUCUGUGAAAGUUACAUUCUAAUGACAAACAGUGUAUCAGUAAAAAGCAAAAGCUGACCACCAAUAAAAUGGCUGCGUUCUGUACGUGGGGAGAUAAAGAAAUCAUCACCUUCCGUUCUAUUGGAUUUCAGUUAGAGGCUGAAGCCAAACGCUGCUACAUCAUUGCCUGGGGACACAGGUACCUCCCCCUGGGGCGGGGCUUAGUCAUGUCAGCUCUUCCCCAUCGCAACAGAGUCUGGAUAGAAUAGCAACCGAAAUGUGAGUGUCCUGCUGCCCCUGUAACUCCCUCCCCUGCACUCACAUCUCCAGCCUGGGCUACUGGACAGGACCUGAUGGAUCUCACUUCUGAUACACAGUCAGUGUGGGCCCCUCCUAUCUGCGCACAGGCCCCGCCCAUUCCCAACAUGGAGUCACACUUGUCCUGUUCUCCGGACCCCGAGAGAUCAGAAGAGGAAUCAGCGGGGGAAGAGACCAAAGAGACCACAAUAAAGGCUGAGAAGGAUCCGCUCUCUAAUGCUGAUGAUAUUCCUGGGGGGGAGCCGGAGAUACUGAGGAUAAAUAUCAAAGAAGAAGAACCUGAUCCUGAAGAUGUGGAUUAUAUGGGAAGCACCGCCGCUACGUGUAGUGAUCAUGAUUCCACUGGGGAACCUGAUCUAAUACAGAUAAAGGCAGAAGAAGAUCUGGAGCUUGAUGGUUAUUGUACUAGUGCAGAGGUGACAUACAAUGACAGAGAACCCUGCUUGACCAUUGAGGGGAAGCCCAUCUCUGAGCUGCCGGAUUGGCUGAGGCCCCAGAGCCCAGUGCUGCCAGAAGCCGAUACAUGCCCCUAUACCCUGCCUCAAGUCACGGAUCCAUUUAGAAGAUUUCAAGACAAUAUUUCUGCAAAACAGUGUAAGCACGGAGAAGGCCUGAGUGGCCCUCGGAUCUCUGGGGUCUGUGCCUACACCAGGAAGAAGAGCCUUACUACUAACGAGAGCACAAGGGGCUGUUUCCAACCAACUCUUCUCAUUUCACACAAACGACUGUGCGCACAAAAGAAACUAUUUAAUUGCACGGAGUGCGGGAAGGGUUUCCCUCAGAGAAGCCUCCUCCUGACCCACCAGCGGGUACACACGGGGGAGAAACCCUUCACAUGUAAAGACUGCGGCAAAUGCUUCUCUCAGAAGAACCACCUUCUGUCCCACGCGAGGGUACACACCGGGGAGAAACCCUUCACCUGCACAGAAUGCGGGAAGCCCUUUUCCCAGAAGAGCCACCUCCUGUCCCACAAAAAGGUUCACACGGGGGAAAAGUCGUUUGUCUGUGCAGAAUGUGGGAAAAACUUUGCUCAGAAGAGCCACCUCCUCAGACACGAACGGGUACACACGGGGGAGAAACCAUUCACCUGCCCAGAUUGCGGCAAACGCUUCUGCCAGAAGAUGAGUCUCCUGUCCCACCACAAAUCCCACACGGGGGACAAACCUUUCACGUGCAUGGAAUGCGGGGAGCGCUUCUCUCUGAACAGCACCCUAAACAAACACCGGAAGCUGCACGUAGGGGUGAAGAGCUAUACCUGCUCAGAAUGUGGGAAAAGUUUCUUCCAAAAGUUCAACCUCUUGAGCCACGAGAGGAUUCACACGGGGGAGAAACCGUUCACCUGCACAAAAUGCGGCAAAAGCUUCUCCCGCAAGUUUAAUCUGUUCUCCCACGAGAGGGUCCACACAGGGGAGAAACCGUUCCCGUGCACCGAAUGCGGGGAGAGCUUCUCUUGGAAGAACCAGCUGUUAAUCCACCAGAAGAUUCAUACAGGGGAGGAACCAUAUACAUGCAGUGAAUGUGGGGAAAGUUUCUUGAUGAAACGCUCAUUUCUCAAACACCAAAAAAUUCACGUACACCAGUAGCAAGUCUUUCUCAAAAUCGCUGUACAACUACACUCGCUCUUAAUUAAAGGGUAACUAAAGACUCUGCAUAAGUACAAUCCUGAUGGUGGUAAUGCAUAGGGAUUCAAGGAAAUGUCCCUAUCCCAGUACAUGAAAAAAUAUGCACCUUUGCGCUAAAGUUUUAUCUUAAAUCUUGAUUGACCAAAUGAACUUAGACACAUAUUGUAAUCAUUCGGGGGCUAUAGACAAACCUAUGUGGGAAUUAUUAAAAAAAAAAAAUUUGAAAUUCUGAUCCCUGGGAAAAACCAUUUGCACAAAAUGGAGGGGCUAUUU
Molecule: messenger RNA, 2198 nt
Organism: Xenopus tropicalis (tropical clawed frog)
Lineage: Eukaryota; Metazoa; Chordata; Amphibia; Anura; Pipidae
Product: zinc finger protein OZF
Exons: 6
Coding region: 339-1886 (515 amino acids)
Cellular component (GO): nucleus
Source: RefSeq, a predicted model, not a curated record